AUGGCAGAAUACUGGAAAUCAGCUCCUCGUUUUUGGUGCAAACAAUGCAAGAUAUUCAUCCGAGAUACUCCCUUCGAAAAGACCCAGCACGAAGCGAGCGGCAAGCAUCAAGGCAAUCUCAAGCGAUUCCUACGGGAUAUUCACCGGGACAAUGAGCGGAAGCAGCGCGAGAGUCAGAGGGCGAAGAACGAGGUUGAGCGGCUAAGACAGAGUGUCGCGGGACCGUCAGGUGCGAAAGAGAGCGACGGAGCGCCCUGGAAACGGACGCCGGCCGUCGCUCCACCAUCUGAGAGGCCUGUGUCCGUGGAAGAGAGAAAAAAACAGAUGGCGCAGCUGGCGGAAAUGGGUGUCGCCAUUCCUGAUCAAUACCGGACUGAGCUGGCCUUGGCUGGCGAGUGGGAGACAAUUUCCGAGCGAGUGAUCAGGUCUGGUGAUGCCGAGGAAGGCAAGGCUGAGACGUCUGUUGGGGUUCGCAAACGUAAACUUGAAGGCGAAGGCGAUGAGGAGGAGCAGGAAGCGAAACGGGAAGCUGAAAGAUUCGUGAGCCAGGCUUGGGGGUCUCGGACACGACGAUACCCGGGUGAACAGAGUGACACAGAUCUGGACGCUCUACUAGAAUCUACAAAGGAUAUCAAGAAGGCCAAAAUAUCGACUCCAGAGACAGAACCUACAGCACAGGCUACGGAGGGGACGGCUCCGACUGAGGAAGCAGAACCCAAGCCGGAACCAGGAUCUGUCAAGGAGGCAGAGGCAUCUGAGCCUCCCGCGUCGACUACUCCGGCUGUCAAGCAAGAGGAAGGGGAGGCGACUCCAGGUGUCGUUUUCAAGAAGCGCAAGCCGAAGGUUCUGAGGAAAUAG
Aspergillus clavatus NRRL 1 is the source of this 858-nucleotide messenger RNA. Its product is annotated as putative formin binding protein. Gene Ontology annotation, cellular component: precatalytic spliceosome. Gene Ontology annotation, biological process: mRNA splicing, via spliceosome. Gene Ontology annotation, molecular function: zinc ion binding; RNA binding. The record is from RefSeq and is a predicted model, not a curated record. The transcript has 2 exons. The coding region runs from base 1 to 858 and encodes 285 amino acids. NCBI's taxonomy places the organism in Eukaryota, Fungi, Ascomycota, Eurotiomycetes, Eurotiales, Aspergillaceae.